AAUGUUGUUCGUUGACACCUCUAUCUUUGGAAAAUAACUAUCAAACAGUACAUAAAAAAUAGUUUUCCAUUACAGUAUUGCAUUUCGAGGGGCCGCAUUUGUUCAAGCUGGUGCCAGCGCGACUGUGGUAGACAACGCGAUGUAUUCAUUCUACGAAUAUGUAGAAAAACAUCCACAAUUCAAUCGAGCCACUUUUGAUAAUGACUUUGCACUUCUAAAGCUCGAGCAACGACUGACUUUUUCCGAUAAAAUUAAGAAAGUUGAAUUAGCCAAUCAUGACGAUAAAAUCAAUCCGGGCGAUCUAUGUUGGCUGGUUGGAUGGGGAGCUUUAUAUGGAGACAGCAGACAAGUAAAAACCAUUCACUACGGCAACAUAGCUCAAACAGAUUUGCUUCAUAAACUUUUGGUGCAAAUUUAUGAUAAUUCAUUUUGUAAUAAAAUUUAUAAAGACCAAUGGACGGAAAAUAUGAUUUGUGCCGGCCAUGAUAACCAAUCGAAGGGCCAAUGCAAUGGUGAUGCUGGUGGGCCAUUAAUUUGUCAUAAUAAGCUGUUUGGCAUUCUUUCGUUUGGUAAGGAAAACAAAGAAUGUGGCAGACAUCCAGAUGUUUAUGGGCGUGUUAAAAAAGUUCGUAAAUGGAUCAAAGAGAAAACGGGAAUAAACUCAUGAGGGAAAUAAACAAUAAUAACAAUUUUAUGAUCAGUUUGCACGAGAGGUGUCUUGAAUAUGCGUUAUAGUACGAUACUUUUGUCAAAAGAAACUUUUAUGUUGUGCACAAUUAAAAUGAAUUGGGACUAUGUCUAACCAAAAAGCAAAAAUUCAGUUCAAAAUCCGAUGUUUUGUUCGAGAAGUUUGAUUUCCAAAUUUUGAACUAGAAGAAAUUAUACUUGAAUUUCGACAAACGCGUUCAGAUGAAAAUAUUCAAAAAAAAACUUUGUCAACAAUAAAGCCAAAAUGAAAUUGAAAAAUUUCCUUGGUUUAUAUUAAAGUAUAUUUGUCCACAGCUUAAAUCGUUGCGUACUAGUGCAGAAGAAACCAUUUCGAUACUGCACCAACAACUUUUAUUUAUUUUUUGAAGAGGAUUUGGUCAAAAAAGCCACAAAAACAUCGUAGAUCUUAUAUUUACAGCAAUAUUUCAAUUAAUCAUU
This is a messenger RNA of Sitodiplosis mosellana (orange wheat blossom midge), 1146 nucleotides long. RefSeq names its product trypsin-2-like. Bases 140 to 667 code for a protein of 175 amino acids. The record is from RefSeq and is a predicted model, not a curated record. The transcript is spliced from 2 exons. Lineage: Eukaryota; Metazoa; Arthropoda; Insecta; Diptera; Cecidomyiidae. Gene Ontology annotation, biological process: proteolysis. Gene Ontology annotation, molecular function: serine-type endopeptidase activity.